GAGUCGCUCCGCCAUUGAAGCCGCGCGUCCCGCUCAGGACGCUGUGUUCGGCUCUCGUCGUCGUUGCCGACUUGCAGCUCGCUCGCACCCAUUGCACGCUUCGCCGCUCUCCUCGUAACACCCGGGGAAGGAGCUUCGAGCGUCCAUCGAGCCUCGCCGCCGUUGCAGCAACGUGGCGAGGGUGGGAGGGGGAGUCGGGUCUUCUCGGGGCGCAAGCGACGCUGUAUCCGGCGGAUCGGCUAGACCAGGCCGAGGCUUGGGCCUUGCACACAUCGGAGUCUCCCUCCGCGAGCCUCCGCUGGCGGCGUUCGCUCAGAUAUGCGACCAGUUCGCGGGGUAGCGACGGGGAGACUGUCUGAGGAAUAAGCGCACGCACGGAUGCAUUGAGACGUCAGCUGCGUAGCGUUCGCGGUGAGAGUGAAUUAAGUUUUAUUGGGGUCUCUGUUCUAUAGGGUCGCUUGGGGUUGCAAGGGGAGUCCUUGAACGGGUGUGAGUUGGGAAGCUCGAUUGGUGGUGUGGUGAGAGGGAGUGAAUUUGCUCGGGGAAGCGAUUGGGAGUGAGUGAGCGGGUUACGUUGCGUUUUGCUUUGUGGUCUUGCGUUUGGAAUUUGAUGUUUUGAGGAACUUUGCUUUGAAGGUCGGUUAAGUUUAGCAAGGACUUUGUUUUGAACAUUUUGUUCGUCGGUAGGUGAAUUAUGUUGAAGUUAGGUGUGAUAGUUGGUCGGUGAGUUGCUUACAUGGUAGAUUAAUUGGUUAUGCGAUUGUUGAUUUUGGGUUCAUUUGGUGAGUCCUUUUGAAGGCGGGGAAAGUUGGUAUGUUGGUUCAUUGGUAAGUGGGUUAUUUUUGGGCUAGGGCUCGUAUUUGGUGGGUUGCGUUGUCAGGUGUGGUAAUUAGUAGGUAACUUGUUUAUAACGCGGGUCAAUUGUCUGGUGGGUAACUCCAAAGGGGGCUUAGGUGAGCGUUGAGCGAAGCUUUGGUGCGCUCUGCGUGGCGCGGGCUGCAUCGUACGAACGCAUCGCUUAAUGCGUGACAUGGGCAGUAGCAUGUGCAGCCGUCGCAAAGGUUUCCUUCAGAGCGCCUUUCUGCUGCUCACCGUGGCCGCCUUCGUCUAUGGGGCCAUCAUGUACAGCGAGCUGCACGGCAAGACGCGGCGAGCUGAGAGUCUGGCGCAGAAGUAUCAGCAGCAGCAGGAGUCCCUGGCUGCUCAGCUUCAAGUGGUUUACGAGCAUCGCUCCAGGCUGGAGAAGUCCCUGCAGAGGGAGAGGGGUGACCACAAGAAGACCAAGGAAGAUUUUCUGCUCUACAAGCUGGAGGUGCAGGAGAAUCUGAGCAAGGAUAAGCAAGAAUCAUUGAACAGAUACAACUCGCUCAAUGCCCAGCACCAGAUCCUCAAGUCGCAGCACGAGGAGCUGAAGCAGCAGUACACAGACAUCCACGAGCAGCACACGGUGCUGCAGGAGACGCACGAGCGAGCGCUGCAGCGGCACCAAGAGGAGCUGGGGCAGCUGCAGCAAGACAAGGACACCGAGAUCAGCUCCCUACACCAAAACAUGUACAAGCUGCGGGAGGAAGGCAAGCAGCUGCGCAAGGCUCACCAGGACGUGCACAAUCAUCUGCAAGAGACCCAGCAAAAUCACAACAAUCUGCUGGAGCAGCAUGAACAGCUCAAGGACACCCUCCAGCAGCAUCAGUCGCAACUGGCCAAAGCGCAGGUAGAAGUGCGCGAGUACCAGCAGCUGAAGGAGACUCUGAAUAAGAUGCCGAGCCUCAUGCAAGGGGCGCAGGGCGUGCAGGCAGCCGACUCGGGGCGCAAGGCGGUGGCCGCAGAGGCGGUGCAGAGGGACCGACGGCAACCUGACGAUGAGUCACAUUUGGAUGAGAAAACAAAACAAAUGCUUGAAGUGGAGAGAAAAGAACGACAGGAGUUGUUAGACAAACAGCGACAGGCGCGCAUUGAGAGAGAUCGCCUUAUGCAGCAGCAGCAGCAGGACAAUCAAAUCCAACCUCAGGAGAACCAGCUGCCUGGCCAACAGACGCCGAUCAGCAAAGUGAAGAGCCACUACGAGACGCAGCUGGAGCAGCAGCGAAUGGCGAAGGAACGCGAGGAGGCGGCGCGCCGGCUCGCCGAGCAGCAAGAGCUGAUCUACCGGCAGCGCUUGGCGCAGCAGGAGGCGCGGCAGGCAGCGCUGCGCCAGCAGGAGGCGGUGCAGCAACGCGACGAGAGCCUGAGGCAGGCCCGAAUCAGGCAGCAGGCAAUGUUUGACCAGGGGGUGCAUGGGAAGGACGGAGCGGAAGAGGAGGAACCAGAGAAAAAUGAGUCUGAGAAGAACCCUGAAGCCGCAGAUGAACACAAGCCUCAAGACUCCGUGGCGGAGGAGCAGGAAGCAGCCCGGGCCAACUUAGCACCUCUCAAACCCGAGCUUCAGCAGCACCAGCCCUUGAUUCCGGCUCCAUCAGCAGCACGGGUGGAGAAUCAAAAUGAACACCACGAUGAACAUGUCGAGCAGCCGCAUCAGCAGCAGCAGCAUCAGCAGCAGCAUCAGCAGCAGCCGCAUCAGCAGCAGCCGCAUCAGCAGCAGCAGCCGCAACAGGAAGAGGAAGAAGAGGAGCAGGAAGACGAAGAGGAUCAGAACCCGGCUAACGACCCCAACAACCAGGGCGAGGACGAGUUUGAGGCGGAGCAGGCUCUGCAGGAGAGGGCUCAGCGCGUCGCCGUCGGGGCGGCGGCGAUGGGCGCGAGGGGGGGGGCGGCAGUGGACACGCACGACGCCGCCGAGCGGUUCGUGGACGGCGCUAACGGCGGCGGGGAGGGGCGGCACGCGGGGGUGGCGCCCGGCGGCGGCGGCAGGAACGGGCGUGACGAGUUCGAGGAUGCGGAGCGCGCUCUGCAGCAGAGGGUGCGCUCCGACGUGGGGCGGCACGGCGCCGGCGCCGUCAUCCUGGGUCCCGAGGCGGCGGCGGGCGCGGGCGACGCGGACGGAAUUCAGCCGGAUGAGGACGACCAGCUCGUCGUGGCUGGAAAGCCUGACCAACAGGAGGAGAAUGAGCAGGAAUACCAGGAGGAGCAGGACGGCGGCCGCCGCCGGGUCGAGGGCCCCGGGGACGACACGGGCAGGGACGUAGGCCCGGACGACGCCGUGGAGGUUGAGGAGCACUACGACCACGGCAACGAGGAGGAGGACGAAGAUGGCGACAAGCAGGGCCACGUGGGGCCCGCAGCUGCCGCCGGCGCCGCCAAUGCUGCUCGGCACGCGAGGCGCGGUGCCGAUGGCGGCGGCGGCGGCGGCGGCGGCGGCGAUGAGGAGGAGGAGGUGGAGGAGGAGGUGUACGAGGACGAGGACGACAGGGCGGCACGGCACCCCGGCGGAGGGAGACGUGGCGCCGAGAUGUAGAGUGGCGACGAUGUGCAGCGUCAGGCCGGUCGGAUAAAACAUCCUCGUCGGCAGCUCAACCGGACAGGUCACUCCUUGUAACUUGGCAGUAGGACAUUUGUUACAAUUGAUGUUUUUAGCCGAGUGUAGACGAAAUUACUUUUGGUGAGUAAUUACAAAAAGAUAUAUGGAUGGCGUCUUUUUUUAUCCAUAAAAGCCUUGGCGGAGUGUCAAGGCUUGUUGAAUCGGCUCUUUUGCAUCGAUAUGUUUGACCAGUUGCUUUUUAAUGAUGGUUUUUGCAUGUGGUAAUACAUUGGAGUACCCAUAGGAAAUCUACCGUGUGAAGAGGGAAUGAUUCUCAACACAGAUGGGUCAGGCUACCGAUUUGCUGUACCGCAAUUCACUGGCAUCGUGACGGCCCAGCAGAUUGGCACUUUUCCGUCCAUGUGUGUGAGCCACCAACCCUGUGGCCACCGUGCUGGAUGCACACAUCACUUUUCCCGAAAAACGGUACAAAAAUGUAUUACCCGACCGCCAGAGAGAGAUUUCCUACACACAUACUCUGUGUCAAAAAUGCUUAUUGCCCAGUGCUUAAAAAAGGACUGGUGUGGAUUUAAUGGCCCAGAACUUGGCAUUAGUUGUGGGAAAACAAGGCAGAAUGCAAUCCUGAACCUAGUUGUGACUAUAUUACUUACUCGGGACUCAUUCUGAGUGAAAGGCUCGACGCGUUAUUGAGAGACCGGUAAAACCACAUUUGCUGCUGGUAAGCAUAGGAAAUCUAAUCCGGUUAUGUUUCCAGAAUGUCCCUCUUGUACAUAAUUGUGCGCUUCGGACUAUUUGGUUUCUCCGAGGACAUGCGAGCUUUUUCUGCAAAAGCUUGUCGGAUGUUUUUGUGCUUGCCUUGAAAACCCAACCAGCCUUUGGCCAACUUUACCAUAGCAAUAACAAUAAUGGGGCUCUAUAAUUCAUUAAAAUUAUACAUGUCCUGCAGAUGAGUGUUUAUUUUUAGAUGAUAAAGGAAUCUCUUAUAUGUAACAGUUAAAAAAAUUUACCUUCAUUUUACAUGUUUACCUGUGCUCCAAAACUGAAGUAUCCUGAUUUUUUUUUUACUGAAGCAUUUCAAAGUUAUGUAGUGGGGUUUGGUGUUUUUAUAUUUUUUGUUAGUAUACAUUUGUUUCAUGCAGCCAAACGUACGUGACCUGCACCUCAUAGUGAGGUGAAUAUGCCUUUUUGUUUUUAAAUCAACCCUUUCACCUACAAAAUGAUUUAGUUUUGUAAGGGCUACCUGGCCUAAUUUUACUGGCCGAAGAAUGUGAUAACAUGCCCCUGAGACUUGGGGCUUGUGUAGGAAGUGCACGAAAAUGUUAAUUGUAUCCGUACCUUCUUUAAUUUGUUUUAAAUAUACCCCCCCACUCCCUGUCGUUCAUUCGUGGGUGGUUAUUUGCUUUACAAAAGAAACUCCCAUUUCCAGAAACGGCAUUGUGGGCCAUGAGGGCACACGGGCAGUCAAGUGUUGGUGGGUAAUUGUUCCUUUGAACCCACAGUGAUAAUGUAGUUAAGAGGAUGUGGCUUUCUUUGUGGGAACGUUGUGUGUGUGGGUGACUGUCCCACAUGCACCAGUUAGACUGAGUCACACGUACUUUGUCCGCUGUAUGUCGAAAGCAUGGCCUUCUGCACUGCCCUUAGAGCAGCCGUGGUGUCUCUUCUGAUGCCUGUAGCUUUCCCUCUCGACUGUUUUUCACGUCUUAAGUCACAAUCGACCUUAGUCUCAGCAGGAAUAAUUACCAGAUUUUAUUAAGGAAAAAAAACACUAAUUUUGGUCAUGUAUUUCUUCAAUCGUGAAAUAAUAAUAAUGAUGUUAUAUUUAAUAUUAAUUGCUGGUUCAAUUGUCAUGUGUCGCAGUAACAUAAUGCAGUCAUUUUAGCAUCACAAAGGGAUUGUACGCAGGCCAAUUUGUCUGACCAAAUAGUUUAUUCGCUCAACUACGCCACGUGUUUUCAUGCUGCGUGUUGGUAAUUCUAAGCGAAAGGGUUUGGCUUGUGGGUUUCACAGUCUCAAACCCUUAACUACCCUCUCUUCCCAUUAUACCUUGGUCAUUCAUAUGUAUAGCCACUUUACUUAGGUGUACAACUGAAGAGGUUUGCAGACUGGUUGGAGAACGUGUAAGCAUGUUUUCAUAGCCGAUCCUGUAUGGCAGUCCCGACCAACCAUGCUGGCAAUGCAAGAUUGAGCACGCAAGGGUCAGUCGGGUUCACCGCGUGUGGUUUGGUAAGCAUGUAACAGUUAACACUGAUUCUCUCACAAUGAUAAUCACAGCCUUUUGUCAAUCCACUGCUGGGUGAAGGCCUGCCCAUGCUGUGUCUGUCGUGACACCUGACUCAGCUGAUCAGUGUGGGUUGGUGAAUGGUUUGCCCAGAACGAUGUCACUCGUGGCCAGGAAUCAAACUCUGGUAACCGGGAUUAAUAGCGCAGUUCAUGAACCAUUGCAACACUGCUCCACCCCCAUUGUGAAACAUUCCUCGGAUCGUGCCGGUCAGAAUAUAUAUGUAUAUUUUUCCAAAUCAUGAAAUGUAUAUGCUCAUGUUACGUUUGGAAUAAGACAACGCACGAGAUGGAUGAAACAAAUUUUAUUACGGACGAGAAAAAAUGCAACGAAAAUAAUUCCAUUGUUCUUGAGUAUUGCGAUGACCUGCAACAUCUGACAGGGAUUGAGUUGUUACAUGCCUCGAGAGUUAAACUCUGUGCUCACCGUGGCGUCCAUGCAUUGCACGUGGCGGUAGCUGUAUAUUGACUUGCCUAAUGAACAAAACUCAGCAGUUCAGAGCGGGUUAAUCAAAUCAUCUCGUCACCCGUCAGCGCUCCUCCUUUCAUCAUUCACCAAUGUCCUCCGUUACAUGUUAUCUCGUUACAUGCUUAAGUUGACAUUAGGGGCCUUAUUGAUGUGUCGGUGGCCAAAUAAAGGCAGUUUACACCUAUUUAUGAUGGACAAAAUGGCAAGACCAGCAAAAAAUAGUGGCUAUCUUGCCCCACCUUCUCACCAAAUAGAGAGAAACUGCCAAUUUUCCACCACAAAUGUACCCCAGGUCCUAUAAAAUUUCUAAAGUACACUGCAUUCAAAUGUUUAUGAUCAAAACUUAAAACUGAAAUAAGAUAUACCGUGACUUUUUAAAUGUUUGAAAUGUAUACAUUUUACUAUAGCUGCUAUAGGUCAUGAGUGUUAUAGGCAAUAUAUCUGUAUCAUCGUGAAUGUCAAGUUGUCUAAUCGUCACAUUGCUGUUAAGUUUCCAAACAUAAGGCACUACCACCAUCUUGUCUGUUGUAAGGAGUUAAGUCUGUGGUUUGUACCACAUUGGAUACCGUGUCCUGUACGGGAAUCGUGGUAAAAUAGCCCUCGUGACCCGCACGGUAUGGAGAGCCCCGCAUUCAGCAGCGAGAUUGAGUGCCCAAACCGGUGCGGUUUGCGGGGGGGGGGGGGGCAAGAACUACGUGGUGGUGCAUUCGUUGUCGUCCUGCUUUUGGCUAAACAUUGAGCGAAGCCAAGUCCGGCAUUGGCGUGACUCGGGCACCCACAACAGGGGCCAGAAGAGCUUCCGUUUGAUGGCUGGAGACUCGCGCACGCACAGCCACACACAUUCAUUCCAGGUGUUGGUUUAUUUUUUAUGUCCCAAGACUCGCGUGUUACAUUGGACAGGACACAACCGAGCUUCCCGCACGUGUCCUCGACACCUGUGUGGCGGCUCCUUGUUCAUGGCACGUUCGUUUAGCUCUGCACCGCGUUUAUCCACUUUUUUUACCUUCUUGGUCUUGCUUUGUAGUUCAAGCCUAAUCGUCUAUUUAGCGUAAUCCUUCUGCGCAGCUGUUGUGUGUUCUGUGUACUCUGUACAUAAGCGCUUUUAACUAAAGGCAAAGUAAGUCAAAUUUUGACAAAAAAAAUUGGUUACACCAAUAACUGAUGUUUUUAAAUGUGUGUGGAUGAAUUUAUUUUUAAAACCUGUACAAUUGAAUAAAGUGGCAAAGCAGGAUAUAUAUACAUAUAUCAGUGUAAUCAGCCUAGUUAUGCAGUGUGUAUUGACAGAUGGUUAAGUAAUUGUAUAUUAGUUUGUUGGAAUUGAUGUAAUUUUCCCGCUAUUUAAGAGUAUACGAACACAAUUUUAACAAGCUCCGACACGCUCACACGAGCUCUUAGUGUUGCCAAAGAACACGGACGUGGUAGUAUAUUUGUUGUCGCCACCGCCGCUGUUGCCCCAUGGGAUCCAUCGCCCACGUUGGCAUCGCACGGGAGCGCAUCCUGAUGCUGCACAUGUACGGAUACACAUGCACGUAAACAUUCAUUCCAUUCGCUGCCUUGCGUAUGUUCGCAAAUCGUCACACACAGACCACCGUGUGUAAAAUUAAAGGUGAAAUUAGCCAUGAAAGUAACCUUGUAGUAUACAGCCUCCAAAAGGUUGGAGCAGUUCACAAGUAAAUGAGCUGCUUACAGCUAAAGUUGGCUCAUUUGUUAAGCAAAAUGCACCUUGUAAAAGCGUUUAGCUCCUUAACGGAGCUAUUGUACCGAUGUUUUGUUUGAGAUAAUAUAAGCUACAACAUUUUGACUUUGUAAAUUCACAAGUACCAUCUAGGAUCAGAUUAUGCAAAUAAAUACCGAUGCGUUCGGCAAUUAAUGCAACAUUUGCACGAAACACUUGUGAAAAUUAUACAAUUUCUGCGAAAAGUUUGGGGUCCCAUGGUUUUUUUUUUGCCAUGCAGAGGCGACUGAAAAUUCCUGUUGAGAAGCACUCGUAAAUGCGACGUGUUCCAUUGCAAGCCUUGCCUGCGUUUUUUUUUGUCAAUUCAAAAGGUCUCACUGCGCUUGUUUCAAGUUUGAUUUAUUUCACCAGGUGACAACUCCGGUGAGCUCCAGGAUAGCCUCAUUUGCAAGAGCUCGCCCUGAAUUGAGCGACCGGCUCAAGCCAGCAAUCGACGGUGCUCAUCUCUGUUAGCAACAGAGCAAGUGGUGGAAAUUUUCAUAUUUCUACGUCGAGGGUUUUGUCUCCACAGUGGUACUUAUUUUCUUGACCUCAGGAUCAUUGGGCUGACUUUAACCCAGAGCCGCCAAGAUUUUAAUUCGAAGUUUUGGAAUUGCGAGUAAAGUACUCUUGGUGUGUGUGUGUUUCUGUAACAAUUGGGGAGGCCACAGAAAGAAGCCUUUAGAUUUCAUUGUGCCAAAGCUGUUUAAUCCAUUCCACCGCAGCAAUUGGAACAAAUCGAUUCCAGGUAGUAAAGCGCGCUUCAAUCGAAAUUUGUGCUGCACAUGUGGAACGUCUGUUGGCAUGUGCAGCAACGUGGCAGUUGUACAACAUUUAAAUAGUUUUUUUUUAUGAUUUUAAAGUUGAUACCGGAGGUCAGACAUCACACACACAAUGGUACUUUAUAUUAUUAUGGCUGUGUGGUUUCAGGGCAUGAUGCAUCUUGUUACAUUUUCUGAGAGUUCAAGCAGAUGAUUUUCAGUCGGUCCCCAUGCAGUGGAAAUCGCACAUGGUCACCUUUAGCUUCUAAAACCAAGCAGACACGAAUGAAAAAACCGUUUGGGUAUUUUAUUUUAAUAGUCUCAUUCUUGCGCUGAGAUUCAGCACUGUUUUCUAGAUUGAGCUGAUGUUGGGCAUACAAGUUGCCCAUUGCUAACAGGAGUGUAUCUUUGAAAUCCAUUCUGGUGUUAGGCGUAUCGAAACUAAAUUAAAGCAAUCCUUGCAAUUACUUUUAAGAGGGCUUUAAAGCCUUUGUAUAGUCGACCAUAAUAUUAAUCAAUUUGGUACAUUUUGGGUUCUAUUAUCGUUCACAUUUGUCUUUGUAAAUAAAUGUCUUUAGUUUUAUUUGAGAAAACAACGAGCGUACAAUCGGGCAUGUGUUACUUUUAAGCUCCUACUCCAGCCAAUAUAUCAGUUUCAAAUAAUAUAAUUUGUCGUCAAUUUUUUUCCGUUGUAAUUUUUUAGUCUCCAUAAAUUGUAAAACAGCAAUAAGAAAAACGAGCUAAACCAAUCGCAAUGUCACGUUCACCGGUUGCUCGCGCGACUUGUACACCCGUGUGAAUAACACGUUUUGUAAGCGUGCAUUGUGUGCCACGAUUAAAUCCCAUCACGUUUUUCAA
This is a messenger RNA of Lethenteron reissneri (Far Eastern brook lamprey), 9494 nucleotides long. RefSeq names its product Golgi integral membrane protein 4-like. NCBI's taxonomy places the organism in Eukaryota, Metazoa, Chordata, Hyperoartia, Petromyzontiformes, Petromyzontidae. The record is from RefSeq and is a predicted model, not a curated record. Gene Ontology annotation, cellular component: Golgi membrane; Golgi apparatus.